UUGUUCCUCUGGGGGACGACAGCAAGUCAGCAACGCUUCCUGUCCAGCGGUCAGGCCCGGCGCUCGGGCCAUGCGGGGCCAUGAAGUCAGGUGGGUGCGUUCUGCGACUUCAGGCACGCACGACGCGCGAGCACGAGCCUCCAGCGCUUUGCUCAUUGACAUACAACAGCAGCGUUCCACAUCGCCUGCGCGGGGCUUGCUCGCGAGCAUUCACGAAUCCCAGCAAGCGGUUGGUUUCAAUAACUGCAACACAGCUGCUCCAAAUAUGAGACCGCGGGGUUGUGCUAAUUGACAUUUCAAAUCUAUAUACAACAGCAACUGAUAUACAACAGCAACUGACGCACUGGAGCUCCUAGUGCGUGGCCAGACGGUUUUGUAUUAAGCAAUCUGCUCCAGGCGCAGCGCCUCAUUGCCAGAGAGGCUUACCUUUAGGGCUUGUACAUUGCGCCUGCCCGAUGGAGCCCGGGAACGCGGACUUGCCAUAUCUCCUGGACUCGUCCGUGGCCGAUUUUCUGCGCCUGCUACACGCUGUCGACACAUUCCCGCGGGGCGGGCUCUACUCGGGCUAUUACGCCAUCCAGGCAGCGCAGCGCUAUGGGCGCUACUGGACCGCGGUGUUAAGGACUCAGCCCGUGGGCAAGGGCAGUGCGGCGAUCCUGCCCCCGCUGGAUGUGGCGUACGCAUGGCUGGUUCACCGGCAGGACCCGGCCGGCUACAAGUCCGCCAUGGCAGCCCUGGGCGUGGGUAAGCCGCACCCCGCCAGUGCCGAACAGGCCUUUGGGUUCUCCAUCGACCGCGCGGACCGGGCGGAGUGGAAGAAGGUGGCGGGGGCGCACCCACAGUGGCCGCCGCCGGCCCCGGGCUCCAGCUAUGGUGUAGAGAGCGAGUUUCGGAUAUGCACCAGUAGUUUCCGCAACGCCGCCGUGGACCUGGCCAACGCCAUGGUCCACUUGUCGCGGCUGCUGCACACCUGGCUGCGGCCGCACUUCCUGGACAGCAUCUUCCUGCAGCGAGCGUGGGGCAGAUUCUCCAAGUUCCUGCGCCUGCACAUAGCACACCCGCAAGAGGUGCUGGUGCCGGCGGCGGACAUCGCGCUCAUCUGGCACACCUACCUCGGCCUGAGCGACAAGUACGAAGAGAUGUGGGUGCUGAUGUUCAAACGCCUACAAAAGGAGAGCCCGCAGCAGCAGCCGCCGGCGGAGCUGUGGCGGCCCGACUACCUAGCCCUGUCGCCCGACAUGCGAGCUGAAGCGUACGGCAAAACCGCGGCGCUGUACCAGCAGAUGUACGGCGAGCCGUACGACGACCCAGACACGGCGUGGAUUGCGCCCGAGGUGCCGUACCCGCUGGCGGCACCGUACAGCCCGAUUGCGCCGCUGCUGCAGGCGUUGGAGGACGCCCCGGAGCCGAGUGCUGCGCACUACUGGGGCACAGAGCGGGCAGAGACGUUGUUUGGCAAGGGCCAGUCCUGGGCCAACGCCAAGGUGCCCCGGGCCGGCGCACACGCGCUCUACCUCGCCUGGCUCAUGUCGAGACGCGCCGAGCACUACUAUGACAACGCGGGGUACCAGCGCUGCUGCCUGCCGAGGAAGAUUUUGCACACAAAGGCUUUGUCCACGGCCGUGGCGGCGGUGGUGUCCUGCGCCUACUUCCUGGACCUGCCCGCCACAUCCAAGCACCCCUACCUGCGGUCCAUCAACGUCAGCAACAGGCAGUGGCAGUCGUUGUACAGCGUGACGGCGGCGGCGGCCAGUAGUAGUAGUGCCGCCGCCGGGCAGCAGCCGCCACAGCCGCCACAGCCGUCGCCACAGUCACAGGCGCUGCAGCAGCAGCCCAUUGCCGGCGGCGGCUUCUCGCCUAUCGAUGUGGAGCUGCUCCUGCGCCCCAGCAGCCAGGAACACCUGCUGAUCGGGCUGAAUCAGCUGCUGCAAAUAGAUGGCGGCGGCGGCGGCAGCAGUGGCGGAUCAGGAGCAGCAGGAGGGGCCCGGGGCAGUGUGGCGCUGCUGUGGAGCAUCUUGGGUGACAAGGCCGCCGCCGAGCUCGCGCAGCUGCUGUUCAGGAGCGCAUGGAAGACGGCGAUUGCCACCAGUGUGGGGCAUAUGCAGCGGGAAUACCAGCACAAGAAGUUCAACGCACGUGACCGCGACGGCGUGUACUACUACGGCACAACUGACUACUACCACGCUGGCAUGCUGUACUACGCAUACGGGGCGGAUGGCUACGCCUUCGAUGACCCGCGGCGCAAUCAGUUCGAUGGAUCCAUUAUGGCUGUGGGCGGCGGUGAUGGCGGCGGCGGUGGCGGUGGCGGUGGCGGUGGCGGUGGCGGUGGCGGUGGCGGUGGCGGUGGCGGUGGCGGUUGGGGCGACGGUGGCGGCGGAGGCGGGGGAGGCGAGGGCGGCGGAGGCGGUGGUGGUGGCGGCUGCGGCGGGUGCGCCGGAUAGACUGUUUUUGAUUGGCUGGCGGAAUGUGCUUGGGCUGCUGCAUGCGUGUCCCAAUGUUGCACGCCGGGAAGUGUCUUUUGAGUUAGGAGAGCACACACGCCGGUGAGGGGGCCCUGCUGGACACAAGACUAGAAGCAUAUAGAAGACACCCCGUCAUGCGCGAGUUUUUCGAAGAUGCGUAGGACAAAAGAUGCGUAGGCCACCACGCGAUGUCGGCAGAGGGCGCAAGUUAAGGAGUGGGGGGAGAAUGCAUGGGAGAUGAGGAGAUGGGCCAGGCAUGUUCAUGUCGGACAUGGCGGCCAGGUAUGCGUCCUGCUCCGCGCGCUGGUGGUUAACUUGUGUCCGUGCAUAUGAUGGGGGGGGGAUAACGUUGAACCAAUCCCGUAAGGAAACAGUCGCGCGGUAAGGAGAACUGCAGCUGCAAAAGCGAGUCGUUGCACAUCACCGUAUGUAGUCGGGCGGGCUUGGGCAGUGUAGCGGCAGGUGGAAGGAGACGAGGGGAGGAGACGGCAGGUGGAAGGAGAUGGGGGGGACGUGGGACCGAGAGAAAGGUUUUUGAGUUGCGCCGCAGGGUUAGGCGGCUUGGAUUUUGGCGCGGGUUCGGGUGCCGCCGGCGUGGAGUGCGGGGGUGAGGUGGUUGAGGGCUACCGUACUGCUACGCUACGAUUGAUACCAGAUUUCGUAAUACACAGUUUCGGGCCUUGAAAGAAUGACUGUAAACGCUCUAUGUG
Molecule: messenger RNA, 3172 nt
Organism: Chlamydomonas reinhardtii
Lineage: Eukaryota; Viridiplantae; Chlorophyta; Chlorophyceae; Chlamydomonadales; Chlamydomonadaceae
Exons: 12
Coding region: 456-2441 (661 amino acids)
Source: RefSeq, a predicted model, not a curated record